UCAGCGACGGGAACUGCCAGCGGCCGCCAGAGACAUCCACACCGUGAACAUGGACAACCCAUUCUUUGCAGAUAUCUCAUCUCCCAUCGUUCGGGAAGCCGAGGUUACCAAAGCCGCUCGGAGACGCAGUGCUACAAGACGCAAUGUCUCUAUACCAACAAAUGUGAACGAAGCUACACCGGCACGGAUACAAAUGCUUGCUCGCACUCCAGGAUCUUCAUUCCGCCAAGCCUGCACACCACAGACUCGAAGGCAGCCUGAAUUGUCUGGUAUUUUAGGAUCAGUCGGCAGAUCUCCGCGUUUUUUUCCCACACCUGGAAACGCAUCUAUGCGAUCUGGCCUAGAUGAUAUGGAUUGGACUGCAGGUGUUUAUUUGAGUCCUCAGAGGAUGGGCUUGAUGACAGGAGUGGACUCCCCAGGGAGUUUUACAGAGGACAUCACUUUGAGCGCAGUUAUGUUGCGUGAGGAUGAUCCAGGUUUAACUGCUACAGCCAGUUUAUUCCCAAACUUCUUGGACUCUUUCCUGAAGCACUCAUCUAGUGGCAUCUUUGAUCUGAUAGAAUCUUAUGAGGACAACUGCAAUGAGCAGGUUGAGGUACUUAAGAAGAUUGUUAACCGUGCAACUCCCGGGCAACAGAAGUUCUCCAAAACAGCCAGUGUUCUUUGGUUCCUUCAGCAAGAGAUGGUAACCUGGCGAUUGAUUGGAUCCCUUUACAGGGACAGGAUAGAGUGUGAUGAUGAAGAGGAAUGCAUAUGUGAAUUGACUGACCCAAAUGCUAGUGAAAAGUUGAUCAUCGACACCCUUUUCCAGCGAGAUUCGCUUGUACGACAGAGUCAGAUUGUCGUUGACUGGUUAGAGAGCAUUGCCAAAGACGAAGCUGGAAACUUUGCAGAGAACAUUGAAUUUUAUGCAAAAUCUGUUUACUGGGAAAACACUCUGCAUAUUUUAAAACAGCGACGAUUGGGUGUCACGGGAUUUUCAAGGCAACUUGUGACUGAGCUGGAUCCAGAUGCUCCUAUACGACAAAAAUUGCCUCUUGCAGAUCUGGAUAGGGAAGAUGAUGUCCGAUUUAUGAAGUAUCUAUUUGCUCUUAUAAGAGCGGGCCUGACUGAUGAGGCUCAGAGACUGUGCAAACGUUGUGGUCAGGCUUGGAGAGCUGCAAGUCUUGAAGGCUGGAAACUAUAUCAUGAUCCUAAUUUAAAUGGUGGAAUGAUGCUUCAACCUGUGGAAGGCAACGCAUACCGAAGUGUUUGGAAGGCUUGUUGUUGGAGAAUGGCAGAUGAAGAACAGUUUAACCGGUAUGAACGAGCAAUCUAUGCAGCUCUAAGUGGAAAUCUCAAACAGCUUCUUCCAGUAUGUGAUACAUGGGAAGACUGUGUUUGGGCAUACUUCAGGAUCAUGGUGGAUAGUCUUGUAGAACAAGAAAUCCGUGCAGUCAGUAUUGCUGUGGAUGAGCUGGAAGAGUUACCCAGAGAGUACACAGAAGCCAAUUGGACCCUUGAGAAAAUAUUUGAAGAGCUGCAAGCAUUAGACAAAAAGCAAGUGUUGGAGGAGAAUAAAGCUCAUUACCAUAUCAUACAGAAAUUCAUAAUCUUGGGAGACAUUGAUGGCCUAAUGGAUGAAUUCCAUGACUGGCUAUCAAAAGGCAAAGUGCUCCUUCCAGCCCAUCUGCUUCGAUUCAUGACUCACUUUGUCUUGUUCUUGCGGUCUUUGUGCCUACAGACAAAGGAGGAUGUUUGCGUGGAUAUUAUCAAGACAUACAUAGAGCUUCUGAUCAAUGAGAAAUACACAGAUUUAAUAGCUUUCUACGUCAGCCACUUGCCUUCGGAUCUGGCCAUCACUCAGUAUUCAGCAUUUCUGGAGUCUGUCACAGAGACUGAACAACGGAAGCAUUGUCUGGAUCUGGCAAGAGAGUAUGGUCUGGAUGUAGCAGCAGUGACUAAGUGUGUUGUGGAAAACAUCCGGAAGAAGGAUGCUGGCGAGUUUACACACCAUGAUCUGGCACCGUCUCUUGAUGCAGCGACUACAAAAGAGGAUCGUAUGAAGAUUGAUGUCAUUGACUGGUUGGUGUUUGAUCCCACACAAAGAGCAGAGGCACUGAAGCAGAGCAAUGCUAUCAUGAGGAAAUUCUUGGCUUCUAAGAAACACGAAGCAGCUAAGGAAGUAUUUAGCAAAAUUCCAGAAGACUCUGUAGCAGAAGUUUAUAAACUGUGGGAAAAUCAAGCAAUGGAAACUAAUUUUCCAGCUGAGGAUGAAAAUGCUAUCCGGGAGCACCUGUGCAUAAGGGCUUAUUUGGAAGCUCAUGAAACGUUCAAUGAAUGGUUCAAACAGAUGAAGUGUGCUCCACAGACGCCUACUCUGGCUCCUCAUGCAAGUUUCACGGAGACAGUUGCUCACGAGCACAAAGAGAAGAAGUUCCAGAUGGAUUAUGAGAUGUGGAGUGGCCAUUUGGAGGCAUUAACAAGUGAAGUAAAAGAGAAAAUUUAUAACGUCUUGCUCUUUGUGAAUGGAGGCUGGAUGGUUGAUACCAGAGAGGAUGCUGAAGAAGAUGCUGAGCGCUCUCACCAGAUGGAUUUGCUCCGUCAGCUCUGCCUGCCAAUGAUGGGCUUCCUGCUUCACACUGUCCUGCACAGCACUAAACAAUACCAGGAGUGCUUAAAGCUGGCUGAUGUCAUUUCAUCAGAACAACAGAAGCUUUAUCAAGUAUUUUCUAAAGAGGAAAUGAGGAAGUUUUUGCAGAAGCUGAGAGAAUCAUCGCUGAUGCUGCUGGAUCAGAACCUUGAUCCUCUGGGAUAUGAUAUACAACCCAAGUAGUCUGAAAUCCAUGAUUUGUAAAAAUAUUGAACAAUUUGCGGAUUUCUUUGCAGAUUUGUCAUAUUGUAUUCUCUCCCCCACCUCCCCAUCCCAAUUUACAAUGGAGGUAGAACAUGAAAAUUUCAAUGGUUGGAUUUACAGUUUUAUUGAAUGCUGUAAUAUAAGCUAUUUUUGUACAAAAUACUUCUUCAGCCUUAUUCAAUGUUACAUCCAUUUUGCAAUUCUUUGAAAGGGUAUAUAUUACCGGCAAAUAAAGUUAAAAGAU
Callorhinchus milii (elephant shark) is the source of this 3080-nucleotide messenger RNA. RefSeq names its product nucleoporin 107 (gene nup107). The record is from RefSeq and is a predicted model, not a curated record. Lineage: Eukaryota; Metazoa; Chordata; Chondrichthyes; Chimaeriformes; Callorhinchidae. Gene Ontology annotation, molecular function: structural constituent of nuclear pore. The transcript has 28 exons. The coding region runs from base 50 to 2815 and encodes 921 amino acids. Gene Ontology annotation, biological process: post-transcriptional tethering of RNA polymerase II gene DNA at nuclear periphery; regulation of DNA-templated transcription; mRNA export from nucleus. Gene Ontology annotation, cellular component: nuclear pore; nuclear pore outer ring.